UCAAUUCGUGUUAUAGAAAAUUGAAAACAAAAAAUUGUAAAUGAAAAAAUUUAUUCGUAUUAAUGUCGAAAAAUACUAAAAAUAGUUUUAAAUAAACGAAAAAUAGAUUUAUUUAAAAUGUUGGUAUAAACCUAGUCUGCAGGGAUGCGCAGAUUUCGAUGAUGCAACGAGAUGAUAAGUCACCCACUGCAUGUUGUGUUUGAACUGUAGGAGUGGUACGUUGACUAUAUUGUUGGCAUUGUCCGGCAUAAGGUUCAGCUAACGACAAACGUGCGUCUUUCCUUCCCGUAUGGCUGCAUAUGUUAACCGUACCAUGUCAAUGAUGGCUGGCGACGGGCCCCACAAUGUUGCUACGCUCAAUGGCGCCGUCCGUGUCAACAUGCCCAAUGUGGACUCUCCUCUGCAGAUAUUUGUGAGGGCCAAAAAGAAGAUCAAUGAUAUAUUUGUUGAGAUUGAUGACUAUGUUAAAGAUGCAGUCACAUUCAUGCAUGCUAUAUCGGGUGACAAAGGCAUCGCAACUCCACAAGAUGUCGCCAAUGUGGAGGCGUACAUCAGCAAAGUUCAGGCUAUACGGGAAGUACUCAAACGGGAUCACAUGAAGGUUGCAUUUUUCGGCAGGACAAGCAAUGGUAAAAGCACAGUUAUAAAUGCCAUGUUACACGACAAGAUUUUACCGAGCGGUAUCGGGCACACGACCAAUUGCUUCCUCCAAGUGGAGGGCUCCGAUACAGACGAAGCAUUCCUUCGCACAGAUGGAUCAGAGGAGAAACUCAAUGUCCAGUCAGUGAGUCAGCUGGGGCACGCGCUGUGCGCGUCGCGGCUGCAGGAGUGCUCGCUGGUGCACGUGUACUGGCCGCGCGAGCUGUGCGCCCUCUUGCGGGACGACGUCGUACUAGUGGACAGCCCCGGCGUCGACGUCACGCCCAACCUUGACACCUGGAUCGACCAGUACUGCCUCGACGCGGACGUGUUCGUGCUAGUCGCGAACGCCGAGUCCACGCUCAUGGUUACGGAGAAAAAUUUCUUUCACAAAGUAUCGACAAAAAUAUCGCAACCAAAUAUUUUCAUAUUGAACAACAGAUGGGACGCGUCGGCAUCCGAGCCAGAAUAUUUAGAACAGGUGCGCACGCAGCACGCCAACCGCUGCGUGGACUUCCUGGCGAGCGAGCUGCGCGUGUGCACGCCCAAGGAGGCGGAGGAUCGCAUCUUCUUCAUCUCCGCCAAGGAGGCGUUGUUGACGCGCAUGCGCGAAAGGGAGAAGCCCGUCUCCUCGCCGAUCAUGGCGGAGGGCCACCAGGUGCGGUACUUCGAGUUCGUGGACUUCGAGCGCAAGUUCGAGGAGUGCAUCAGCAAGUCGGCUGUGCGUACCAAGUUCGCGCAGCACUCGCGCCGUGGCAAGAACAUCGCCGGUGACGUCAUGGCCGCCCUCGAACUGGUGUACAACAACGCUACGGAGCAGAAAACUGCAAAAGUGGAGAAGCAGCGCAUCCUACACGAACAGCUGUCUGCGGUGGAGGAGCAGCUCACCACAAUCACGCGCCAGAUGAAGGACAAGAUCAACCGCAUGGUCGAGAGCGUCGAGCACAAGGUGUCGCUGACGCUGAGCCAGGAGAUCCGGCGGCUGUCGGCGCUGGUGGGCGAGUUCGAGGCGCCGUUCCGCAGCGAGCGCGCGGCGCUGGAGCAGUACAAGCGCGCGCUGCACCGCCACGUGGAGGCCGGGCUCGGCGAGCGCCUCAAGCUGCGCCUCUCCACCGACAUCGGCCACGAGAUGGACCUCGCGCAGCGCGACAUGGCCGAGCGCAUGUACAGCAUCCUGCCGCAACACAAGCGCGCGGCGGCCGCCGCCUGCAUCGUGCCGCACCAGCAGCCCUUCGAGGUGCUCUACCGGCUCAACUGCGACAACCUGUGCGCAGACUUCCAGGAGGACCUCCGCUUCCGCUUCUCGUACGGGAUCACGGCACUCAUACAACGCUUCAACGGGAAGAACACGAACAAGAUCGCACUCAAGAACCCACCGCAGUAUACGCAGAUCCCCCCGACGGUGAAGAGCCUGCCGCCGGCGCUGGAGCCGCUGGAGUCCCGGACAACCACAACCCUGAGCGCCGUGGGUCCGUUCAGUGCCGAGGAGUGGGGGCUGGUGUCCCGCUUCGCGCUCGGCGCGCUCACCUCGCAGGGCACCAUGGGCGGCCUGCUGCUCUCUGGACUUCUGCUGAAGACGGUGGGGUGGCGCGUGGUGGCGGCGCUGGGCGCGCUGUACGGCGCGCUGUACGCGUACGAGCGCUGCACGUGGACGGCGCGCGCGCAGGAGCGCGUCUUCAAGCAGCAGUACGUCGCGCACGCCGGCAAGAAGCUGCGCCUCAUCGUCGACCUCACCUCCGCCAACUGCAGCCACCAGGUCCAGCAGGAGCUGUCGACGAUGUUCGCGCGCCUGUGCCAGCUGAUCAACGAGGCGACGACGGAGAUGGACGAGGAGCUGGGCGAGGUGCGCGAGGCGAUCAAGCUGCUGGAGCACGCCUCCACGUCGGCCAAGAAGCUGCGCAACAAGGCCAACUACCUGAGCCACGAGCUCGAGCUCUUCGACGACGCCUUCCUCAAGCACAACUAGGCGGGCAACUAGCUCACACUGUCAAGUUAACGAGUUGGGGGCAGCUGCAACUUUACCUUCUCCUUAGGCAGCCUCCACACCGCGCGGCCGUUGUUUACCGCCAGCGGUGGGCACGCAAACGGCGUUCAGUUCGGCCUCGAGCAGUAGAUUGAAAUAGCUAUG
Messenger RNA from Galleria mellonella (greater wax moth), 2767 nucleotides. It is a transcript of the gene Marf, whose product is annotated as transmembrane GTPase Marf. Gene Ontology annotation, cellular component: mitochondrial outer membrane. Gene Ontology annotation, molecular function: GTP binding; GTPase activity. The record is from RefSeq and is a predicted model, not a curated record. NCBI's taxonomy places the organism in Eukaryota, Metazoa, Arthropoda, Insecta, Lepidoptera, Pyralidae. Gene Ontology annotation, biological process: mitochondrial fusion; mitochondrion localization. The transcript has 16 exons. The coding region runs from base 290 to 2605 and encodes 771 amino acids.